Messenger RNA from Marmota flaviventris (yellow-bellied marmot), 2331 nucleotides. The record is from RefSeq and is a predicted model, not a curated record. NCBI's taxonomy places the organism in Eukaryota, Metazoa, Chordata, Mammalia, Rodentia, Sciuridae.
CUGGAACUGGUUUGGGAGGAGGCUGAUGAAGGACCCCAGAGAGGGACCCCAGCAAGGUCACAGAGCUGGCUGGUGAUGUGGCAGGACUUGGCCUCAGACAUCUUGGUUCCUGGUUAAGGCAAUGGCAGGGAUCCCAGGCUUUCCUGUCCUCUCCGGGAAGCCAGAGCUGGAGUGCGCCAUUCCCAGGGAAGGAGCGCCCUCUAGUGCUGGGGAGAGGGAAGGCUGGAGGAAGGGACCGCGCCAGAGGCCAAGUCUGGAGGAGAAGGAGCUGCCAGCCAAUGAGGAGGGAGCAGGCUGCACCCUGACCUGCUGGGCUGGGACAGCGCAGGGUCCACAGGACUGCCGCUUGCCUAAGGGCUGCUAAACAUACGGUUCCCAUCGGUGUGCUGGGCCCCUGUGAGGAUGCUGCCCUGGCUUCUCAUCUUCUCUGUUUUGGGUCUCCAGUCCUGUGCUGUUUCCUCCUGGGACAAAGCACACACAACACAGGUGUCGGAGGGUCUGCAGGCCUUGUUUGGCAACAUCUCCCAGCUCAUUGAAAAAGGCAAACUCGGUCUUGAUGAUGUCUUCUCCAUGGUCUCUCGCAAGGAAUGGGGGGCAGAAGCUGUUGGCUGCAGCUCUCAACUGAUCAUGCCGGUGGAUGUCCUCGUCACACAUCAUGUCCCUGGGCUGGAGUGCCACGACCAGGCGGUUUGCAGUCAGAGGCUGCGGGAACUGCAGGCCUAUCAUGUCCACAGCAACAGUUGGUGUGACGUGGCCUACAACUUCCUGGUCGGGGACGAUGGCAGGGUGUAUGAAGGUGUUGGUUGGAACGUCCAAGGCUCGCACACCCAAGGCUACGGCAACAUUUCCCUGGGCGUCGCCUUCUUCGGCACCAAGGAAGGCCUCAGCCCCAGCCCUGCCGCCCUGUCAGCCAUGAAGGACCUGGUCUCUUAUGCUGUGCAGAGGGGACACCUGUCACCUAGGUACACCCAGCCACUUGUUGUGAGAGGCGAGAGCUGCCUGGCUCCUCCCCCAAAGGCAAGGCUGAGGCACGCUUGCCCUAGCAUUGUCCCUCGGUCUGCUUGGGGGGCCAGGGAGACCUACUGUCCCAAGAUGACCCUUCCUGCUAAGUACGUGGUCGUCCUCCACACUGCUGGGAGGACCUGCGGUGUGUCUGACGAGUGCCGCCUGCUGGUGCGAGACCUCCAGUCCCUCUUCAUGGACAGACGCCAUGCCUGCGACGUGGGGUAUAACUUCCUCGUGGGCCAGGAUGGGGCCGUUUAUGAAGGGGUUGGCUGGAAUGUUCAAGGCUCCCGAACCCCUGGCUACAAUGACAUUGCCUUGGCCAUCUCGUUCAUGGGCACCUUUACAGGUACUGCGCCCAAUGCCUCUGCGCUGGAGGUGGCCAAGGACCUGAUCCAGUGUGCUGUGGUCAAGGGAUACCUGGCCCCCAACUACCUGCUGGUAGGCCACAGUGAUGUGGCCAAUACUCUGUCCCCGGGACAGGCUUUGUACAACAUAAUCAAGACUUGGCCUCACUUCAAACAGUGAGGGAGGCCCCAGCUCCUGAGGCCGCUCAACCUGCUGCUAGGUCUCUGUCCCCACCUCCCACCCAUCUGUGUCCCCCUCCCCUGCAAGUCCCACCUUGCCUCCCUUUCGCAGGUUGGGGUGAUACAGUCCUUUCCUACUACCGUCCUGCAGCAUCCUGUAGGUUGGGCCCUCACGGCGCUCCACGUCUGGGCCCCACUUCCCCUCUCUUCACCUUCUUCAUCCCUGGGCACCUCCUGCUCAGCCGGGAGAGUUGAUGGGCUGGUCCUCUGCCUGGUGUGCCUUCCCCCGAGGUCUGCCUGGAAGCUGCCGGCCCUCACCCAUCGCCAGGCCCGUGCGCCCACUCCUUCCCUCUGCCCACACGUUGACUUGUACAGACUCGGGUGCAGCUGUUACUGAAGGGCUGUCAUUAUCAGAGUGGUUUCUGUCCUCUCUCCCAGACUAUGAGCUCUCCAAGGGAAGGAGCUGAGAUUUAUUGUCCCUUUGUCUUGUGUCAGUUCCUUACCCAUGUCUGGAAUUUAGUAGGUCCCUUAGGUGUUUGUUGAAGAAAUGGAUGAAAGAGUGGACGGGGUUCCUGGUCACCUGGCCAAUUUGCUCCAUCAUCUUCUCUUUGGGAAGCCCCCUGGGAUGGUGCCCUGGUCCACCAGUAUUCUCUCUUAGUCUGAGGCUCCGAGCUGGCUCUGGGGGCUUUUCUGUACUGAGUGCUAUUGUGGAGAGCCAUUCUCACGCGUGACUGGGCGACUCCCGGUUUGGGCCUGAGGCUUCUGGCUGUGUCGGAACUUUCCUGGCCCUCUCCUGAUGAGA